This is a messenger RNA of Cajanus cajan (pigeon pea), 1168 nucleotides long. RefSeq names its product P-loop containing nucleoside triphosphate hydrolases superfamily protein (gene ZEU1). Gene Ontology annotation, biological process: dUDP biosynthetic process; dTDP biosynthetic process; dTTP biosynthetic process. The record is from RefSeq and is a predicted model, not a curated record. NCBI's taxonomy places the organism in Eukaryota, Viridiplantae, Streptophyta, Magnoliopsida, Fabales, Fabaceae. Gene Ontology annotation, molecular function: ATP binding; dTMP kinase activity; nucleoside diphosphate kinase activity. Gene Ontology annotation, cellular component: nucleus; cytoplasm; cytosol.
UAGGAGCCAAAAGAGGGACAACAACCCAAUUCCUAUUAUCUUCCCGCCCAAACUCUCAACAUCAAAACCCUAGCGCCUCGCACUCUCCCACACACCGCAAUCGCGUCGCCAAAAUCGAUCAUAACCUUCGUUCUCUGUUGCUGUCAACGCCACGCUGUGGUUUCGUUGUUACAGUUUAAAGGCUUUGUGAUGAUAUGAUCUACGGCAGCUGUAUCACAGCUUCUAAGUCACUGAUUUUCAGAGCAUUAGUGUUGCAGAAGUCAUUGAAUUCUCAAGUAAAAUUCUCCUCCAAGUGGUCUCCUAAGAAGGUAAGAAUGGAAAGUAAUCUUAAUGGUUGCAUAGAGGGAAGCAAAAAGGAGUCUAGGGGUGCCUUGAUUGUCAUAGAAGGCUUGGAUCGUUCUGGGAAGACUUCUCAGUGUAGCAGACUAGUGCCCUUCUUGGAGGGACAAGGGGUCUCCGCUGAAUUAUGGAGAUUUCCUGACAGAACUACAAAUGUUGGGCAAACGAUAUCUGCCUAUCUUACUAACACAUCUCAAUUGGAUGAUCAUACUAUUCAUCUCCUCUUCAGUGCUAAUCGUUGGGAAAAGAGGUCAUUGAUGGAAACAAAACUGAAAACCGGAACAACCCUCAUUGUUGACCGUUAUUCUUAUUCUGGGGUAGCUUUCUCAUCUGCCAAGGGACUUGAUAUUGAAUGGUGUAAGGCUCCAGAGAUUGGGUUGCUGGCACCAGAUGUAGUAAUAUACCUUGGCAUAUCUCCAGAGAAAGCUGCAGAAAGAGGGGGGUAUGGAGGUGAGAGAUAUGAAAAGCUGGAGUUUCAGAAGAAAGUUGCUGAUUGUUACAAAGUUCUUCGUGAUGACUCCUGGAAGGUUGUUGAUGCUUGCCAAUCCAUAGAAGAUGUGGAGAAACAAUUGCAAGAGAUUGUAACUGAUUGUGUCGCAGAAUGCCGGAAGGGGAAGCCCCUUUCCACCUUGUGGUCGAGGCAAACACACCUUGAAAAGGAUGUCAUAUGAACAAAUUUGCCCGAUAUAUAUUUAGAACACUAAAACCCAUUUGUGUGUGUGUAAUUCUGAUUGCUAUUUUCCUACAUAUUAUAAUCACAAAUUAAUUUGUUUGCCACGCAAUUUGAAGAAAGAAUGAGAAUUUUUUAUCCGACAAGUGUUAUGCAGCA